CACAGGCAAUGUUGGGAAACUGGCAGAGGUGCCUUCAACAGCGAGAAAAUCGACCACAGCAGACUUUUCAAGUGUUGCAUUGUAAUGAUUCGCUCCAGCGCUGUGAUGUCGCUGGGUAUUCUGGCUCUCUGCCUGCUGGCUUGUAUUCAGUCUGGCAUAAACGCAUACCCUGCCAAGCCUGCUAGUCCCCGGGAAGGCGCACCACCUGAGGAGCUCGCCAAAUAUUACUCUGCAUUAAGACACUACAUCAAUCUCAUUACGAGACAGAGGUAUGGGAAAAGAGAUGUCCCAGAUACUGUAUUUUCAGACGUGUUUGUGAGCGAGAGCACAGAGAGUAUUCCAGGAUCAAACUACAUAAGUCCAAAGAGUCCAGAUGAGUGUUUUGUAGAAAACGUGGGGCUCCGUGCUGGGAGUGCUGCACUGAUGAUCUGAACACGAUUUGUAGCCCUCCAGUUGCUCUGGUUUCUGUAAGCGGGCAGUUGGGUGGCUUUUGACCAAGACUUUCUCCAUCCUGAGCAGAGGAAUA
Molecule: messenger RNA, 526 nt
Organism: Plectropomus leopardus (leopard coralgrouper)
Lineage: Eukaryota; Metazoa; Chordata; Actinopteri; Perciformes; Serranidae
Source: RefSeq, a predicted model, not a curated record